AAAGCAAACACGAGCUUUGGCUUUCGCUUAGUGUCUGAGACAGCUCUCUGUCCGCCUGUUGUUCGAAGCACAGUUCUUAUAAUCAUCGCACCGGGAUCGUCUGAAAUUGCGCAGAUCGUGUUGACGUACAAUUCUCACACUCUCUGCUUAAAUAUAGAGGACCAACUGCCUCUGUUUGAACUGGAAACAAACGCGAUAAAAACAAAGGCCAAACACAUCAGGCGUCACUCAUACAUAUUUAUCGCAACAAUAAACAAAGCUCUCGGGAAUCUCCUCGGCGCCCCCGGUCGUCGACCAGAAAAGAGACAGUCUCGAAUGGAUGCCUCCGGCGCCGCCACAAUGGCAGUCAUCUCCAGGUAAUGCAAGCGAGCAGUUCGCAGUCCAGAAAGCUCUGAGCCUGCUUGUGUUUUUAGCCCUCUCGUCCAGUCCUUGCUCAGCCGGCACCCUCAACGCCCGUCCCGCGUUUCCCGUGCCAACCGGCCAAAUUCAGCCCAGCGGCCAGAACAGCAAGCAGCCAGCCAGACGCGUGAUGCAUCCCUCCUUCGCCAACGCCGGCCGUUCUCCGGGCCUAGAAAUCUGGCGCAUCGAGAAUUUUGAGCCCGUUGCGUACCCCAAAAAUAAUUAUGGCAAAUUUUACACUGGGGACUCGUUUAUUGUUCUUAAUACAAUUGAAAACAAAAAAGACAAGAAACUGUCCUGGGAUGUGCACUUCUGGCUGGGAUCGGAGACCUCAACGGAUGAGGCUGGAGCUGCAGCUAUUCUCACCGUCCAGUUAGAUGACUUGCUGAAUGGCGGUCCUAUUCAACAUCGCGAGGUGCAGGACCACGAGUCCCAGCUGUUUCUGGGAUACUUCAAAAACGGCAUUCGCUAUGAACAGGGCGGCGUCGGAACUGGCUUCAACCACGUAGAGACAAACGCCAAGGGAGAGAAGCGACUGUUCCAGGUCAAGGGCAAGCGUAACGUGCGCGUCCGACAGGUGAAUCUUUCCGUGUCGUCGAUGAACAAGGGCGACUGCUUCAUCUUGGAUGCCGGCAGCGAUAUAUAUGUCUAUGUAGGCUCCCAGGCGAAGCGCGUUGAGAAGCUUAAGGCUAUCAGCGCUGCGAACCAGAUCAGGGACCAGGAUCAUAACGGACGAGCUCGUGUUCAGAUCGUCGACGACUUCAGCACUGCUGUAGACAAGCAGCUCUUUUUCGACGUGCUAGGAUCGGGUUCCCCUGACCAGGUGCCGGAGGAGUCAACUGCCGACGAAGAUGGUGCGUUCGAGAGGACGGAUGCCGCAGCGGUUACUCUCUACAAGGUCAGCGACGCCGUAAGCAAGCUGAAGGUGGACACCAUUGGACAAAAACCACUGACUCAGGCUAUGCUCGACACUCGCGAUUGCUUUAUCUUGGACACAGGAUCUGGCAUUUUUGUGUGGGUUGGAAAGGGCGCCAAUCAGAAUGAGAAGACGAACGCCAUGGCCAAGGCGCAGGAGUUCCUACGCACCAAGAAGUACCCGGCCUGGACCCAAAUCCAUCGCAUUGUAGAAGGCGCUGAGUCCGCACCAUUUAAGCAGUACUUUGACACCUGGCGUGAUGCCGGAAUGGCCCAUAGUCGACUUAUUCGUUCGGCUCUGGGCAUCGGCUCUGAUGAAUUGUUAAAUGAGGAUGAAGUCGACUCUGUGGUGACUCAGUUAAAGAAGAGCGGCGGUCGUUCCAUUGGGUUUAUGCCGGAUAACGGUCAGAACAGCGUUGAAACCAUUACACAGUACGUUGCAAAGCCUGAUUCCGAUGAAAUCGUGAUCAGCACCAUUCCCUUCGAGGAGAAACUACCUCUUUUGGGAUUUGCCUCUUAUGUGCUCACCUACAAAUACGAGGCUAAGAACGGGGACACUGGUUCCCUGACCUAUGUGUGGCAUGGAGUAAACGCCUCUGUCGCCGCCAAGGAACGUGCCUUCGAGGAGAGUCUAGUAGGUGCCAAGGAAGGUCUUUUGGUGCAGACCAAUCAGGGCCAUGAGCCGCGCCACUUCUACAAGAUAUUUAAGGGAAAGUUAUUGACAUCCUUCACUGCACUUCCGGUGACGUCGCAGCUCUUCCGCAUUCGCGGCACUGUCGAAAGCGAUAUUCAUGCUAGUGAAGUGGCCGCCGACAGCUCAUCCUUGGCCUCAAGUGAUGCUUUCGCCCUUCUAUCCGGAAAGUCCCACAAAAUCUAUAUUUGGAAUGGCUUGGGCGCAUCUAGCUUCGAAAAACAAGCAGCCAUGGAUCGCUUUUCUGACUACUGGGAUGACGUUGAGCUCGAGCAGGUGGAGGAGGGUGCCGAGCCAGAUGAGUUCUGGGAGGAAUUAAACGGCGAAGGCCAGUACGACCGCAGCUUAGGUGACCUUGGAGCUCCACUGCUGGAGUCACGCCUGUUCCACUGUUAUUUGAGGCAUGGUGGACUUUUGAAGGUUGAGGAAGUUGCUCAAUACGAGCAAGAGGAUUUGGACUCCGAAGACAUCAUGCUACUGGAUGCUGGAGACGAGAUCUACCUUUGGGUUGGCUCUGGCGCAUCUGAGGAGGAAAAUUCCAAGCUUCUGGACAUGGCAAAGCUUUACAUUCGCUUGGAGCCCACCGCUCGCUCCUUCGACACGGUGAACAUCAUCCGCGUCCCCCAGGGAAAGGAACCAAGGGUUUUUAAACGCAUGUUUCCCAACUGGGACGAUAACUACUGGCAGAACCAGCCCAGCUAUGAAGACAUGAAGCAACUCAUUAUUGAUGCCAACAAUGAAGUCUAAAACCAAUGGUUCAAUUCUCAGCAGAAUUGACAAAAAAUCUGUUUGUUUUUGCCGUUUUAAAUGUCUAUGUCUAAUGUAACUUAAAAAUAAAUGACGACCUUUUCAAUAUAGUCACCGUUUAGUAUAAUUUAUUGUUGAAAAUCACUAGGCCAUACCAAAGCCAUACCUACUAUUUAGCAAAAUGUAUAUAACCAUAUAUUUAAUUCCUAAUGUGAAAGUAAUAAUUCUAGGGGCGGAUUGGUGCCAUACGAAUAAUCGAAAUAUAAAUGGAAAGAAAUGUA
Molecule: messenger RNA, 3033 nt
Organism: Drosophila erecta
Lineage: Eukaryota; Metazoa; Arthropoda; Insecta; Diptera; Drosophilidae
Product: gelsolin
Exons: 8
Coding region: 320-2752 (810 amino acids)
Biological process (GO): actin filament severing; barbed-end actin filament capping; actin polymerization or depolymerization
Cellular component (GO): cytoplasm; actin cytoskeleton
Molecular function (GO): actin filament binding; phosphatidylinositol-4,5-bisphosphate binding
Source: RefSeq, a predicted model, not a curated record